AACGGGAGCGGCGUGCCAGGGGGGCAGCUCUACGUCAGGAACUGCACCGAGCCAGCUCUCCACGAGUUCCCCAAUGACAUCUUCACCAACCAGGACAGGAGACAUGGAGCUGUGGUGCUGCACGUCCUCUGUGCUGUGUACAUGUUCUACGCCCUGGCCAUCGUCUGCGACGACUUCUUCGUCCCCUCGCUGGAGAAGAUCUGCGAGCGCUUGCAUCUCAGCGAGGACGUGGCUGGGGCAACUUUCAUGGCAGCAGGCAGCUCUGCUCCCGAGCUGUUCACAUCUGUCAUAGGUGUUUUUAUCACAAAAGGAGACGUAGGCGUCGGAACCAUCGUGGGCUCGGCUGUAUUCAACAUCCUCUGUAUUAUUGGCGUGUGUGGGCUUUUUGCAGGACAGGUGGUUGCGCUGUCGUCGUGGAGCCUCCUGAGAGAUUCCAUCUACUACACGCUGUCCGUGGUUGCCCUCAUCGUGUUCAUUUACGAUGAAAGAGUUUCCUGGUGGGAGUCCUUAGUCUUAGUGCUGAUGUACGUCAUCUACAUCUUUAUAAUGAAGUACAACUCAACCAUACAUCACUGCUUUGAGAGGAAGACAAAAAACUCUGCAAACAUGGUGAAUGGUUUAGCAAGUAACACGGAAAUGGACGACAACAGCAACUGUGAUGCCACAGUGGUGUUACUAAAGAAAGGUAACUGUUCCAGAAAUUUCCACCGUAAAGCCUCAGUGAUCAUGGUUGAUGAGCUGCUCUCUGCCUACCCACACCAGCUUUCGUUUUCCGAGGCUGGGCUGCGGAUCAUGAUAACCAGCCAUUUCCCUCCCAAAACACGUCUCUCCAUGGCCAGCCGCAUGUUAAUCAAUGAGAGGCAGAGGCUGAUCAACAGCAGGACUUACACCAACGGUGAGUCAGAAGUAGCAAUCAAGAUCCCCGUCAAGCACGUGGUGGAGAACGGGACGGGCCCCGGCAGCGCUGCGGAGCGCGGCGUGAACGGCACGCGGCGGGACGAGGACGCGGCCGAGGCCGGCAACGAGAACGACAACGAGGACAACGAGAACAACGAGAACGACGAGGAGGAGGAGGAGGACGACGACGAUGAUGAUGACGACCAUGAAGGGCCAUACACACCUUUUGACCUACCCACUGGCAAGAUGGAAGUGUUGAAGUGGGUCCUCACAUGGCCCUUGAGUUUUGUCCUGUACUUCACAGUGCCCAACUGUAACAAGCCCCACUUGGAAAAAUGGUUCAUGGUCACCUUUGCUUCUUCAACCCUGUGGAUUGCAGCUUUUUCUUACAUGAUGGUGUGGAUGGUGACAAUCAUUGGGUACACACUGGGAAUUCCAGACGUGAUCAUGGGCAUCACCUUCUUGGCAGCAGGAACCAGCGUGCCAGACUGCAUGGCAAGCCUUAUUGUGGCCAGGCAAGGUAUGGGGGAUAUGGCCGUGUCCAACUCCAUUGGAAGCAAUGUUUUUGAUAUUUUAAUUGGCCUAGGCCUGCCAUGGGCUUUGCAGACCCUAGCAGUGAAUUAUGGAUCAUAUAUUCGGUUAAACAGCAGAGGACUUAUCUAUUCUGUUGGUCUCCUGCUGGCAUCAGUUUUUGUCACAGUUUUUGGUGUCCACAUGAACAAAUGGAAACUGGAUAAGAAGCUAGGGUGUGUGUGCCUUUCCCUUUACGGCAUCUUCCUGUGUUUCUCCAUCAUGACAGAAUUCAAUGUUUUCACCUUUGUGAACUUGCCCAUGUGCAGAGAUCACUGAUGCAGGUGGCAGCUGUGGGCAGGAGCCUCCUCUUUACCUGUGCAAUACGAGCCACGGCCCGCGGCCCCUGGAUGCAGAGCACCGCCGGGUGGUGUCCCAAAAAUCUCCUGCUCACUGCUCAUAGGACCCGUGGCCCCACCCUCUCCCUGGCCCCCACCUCCUGGAACAAUCCUGCAUCCAUGUGAAGAGUGGUUUUCAACAUCCCUGUGAUUUCCUAGCUCAGUCUUUGACAGUGUGACUGGGACUCAAGAUGAACUGGCUGCUAACUGGCAUUAAGCCAGUCAAAACUGGUCUGCUACAAUUCCUUCUUUUUUUAAGUUAUUUGAUGGAAGACUAAUUAAUUUAUGACUUAAGACUAUUGCUACAAUGCAGAAGAGGGUACGUCGUAUGGAGGUUGACUUCAAGGAGAAUCGUGAGAAUUUUUUUUUUUGUUGUGGACGGUGUUUUUUGUUUGUUUUUAGCUUUUAGUUUUGGGUUUGCAGGGGUUUUUUGUUUGGGGGUGGGGGUGUUGUUUUUGUUCUUGUUUUGUUUUUUUUUUUUUUUUUUUACUUGCCAGAGAUCAACGUUCUCUCUUGCAUCUUCUCCUCCUGUAACAAUCCAAAGGCCACAGGGCAGUGUAAAAUGGAAAUGCAAUCCAAGGUACUCAGCAUAAGAAUGGAUAAAAGAAGAUUGUCAAGGCAAAAACUGAUGACUUUUUACUAUAAACAGUUAACCUUGUACAGGUUUGUUAAAGAAUGCAAGCUAAAUGUGGAUUCAAAGGGUAAACACUGCUACCAUUUUACUAUGAAUGUUGGAGUUUUAUGACUACAGUGUUUGCUAUUUCCAAGCAAUAGUUUGAUCGCCAGCCCAGGAGGGCUUACCAAGCAGGUGUCCUGGUUUUUAAUGGUCUGCACGUGGAAGUGGAAGGUCAGAACUUCCUCUGCUUCAUCAGAUUUCUUCUUUUGGGGGGAUUCAGUAGUUCAUGUCUUACUCGUUCCGCGGAGGACAUAAGUACAUGUGAAAACUUUUGUAAAUGAGUUACAGACACUGGUUUCUUUAAGAGGAAGGAGGCAUAUUUUGCACAGACGUAGUUACCGAAGUCAUAAUCUGCCAUUCUUUAAAGAAUACACUGGACCUGGUGAGAUAUUUGUCAUCUUAAGCAGUUGAACUUACCUGAUAAAAGAUCAUGUGUGUUCAUCACCCCUCCUUUCGGGAGAGAGGAAGACACAGAGGUGGCACAUUUUAAAACGUGGAAUAUCUUCAAUGCAGACUCGCUCACGGAUCUUAAGUUAUUGUGAAAGUUUAGCUAUUCAUUGUUCCAAUAUCCCUGCUAGAUUUUGUAUAAUUCUGUAUUAAUAUGCAGGCAGAUUCCACCCCGAGAAACACCAUCACUGCUUCAUUUGUAUGUAUUGAUACUGUGGGUUCUGGCCACUGCGGCUCUUGUAUUUACUUUAAGCACUGAUCACUUCUGAUCCAUUUGGUAUGUUUUUUCCUCUUGUAUAUGUUCUGCUAUGAAAUGUAUUAAGAGACUACCAGCUAGAUGAAUGUUUUUGUCUAUGGUACGAACAGUGGCAAAUAAUAGUAAAGGUACAGCAAACCCAAUGUAGCAGAAAGAAAGGAAAAAAUCCCGAAACACCAAACCCUAAACUAUAGCAGGAAAAGAAAGAGCUCCAGUUUAAAAGAAAAAAGAAGAGAACUAUGUUCUGUUCACAGACGAAAACCCAAUUUUUAUUUCAUUUGCACUUUUGGAAUUGAUUUUUUCAAUCUGAUUCUCUUUGGGCAAAAUGUUGUAAGUGAAAAGAUUUACACCCUGUGGUUUUCCUUCAGCUCAGCAGCUGUUUUUCUUUGUCUGUUACACCAAACACAUGGAGGCACUGGCAGCUCUGGCACUGUGCGUGGCAGCCAAACCCUGUGGAAGAAGCCACAUCCCACUGGCCUCGCUCGGGGAACAACGUGUGUGCUGGUGGAUCCCUGGCAAGAAAGAGGAAGGGUCCAGGGACAGACAGUGUAGAGAGAGUGGAUGGCAUGCCUGCAUCACCAGUUUUCAUCCUGGGAAGCAAUUGUGUUGCUGCUUGUUGAGCUCUGCAGCUGAGGUUUGAGCAGCCUUCUGGUACCUGUGCCCACGGGACAUCCUGUUGCUUUAGGAAGCCCACUGUACCUUCCUGUUGUUGGGUUUUUGUUCCUUCUGUUGUUGUUGUUAAUGAGAUGAAUAAUAAUAAUAACAACCACUAAAAUGCCUAAAAUACUUCCUUUAAUCAAAUGAUGCUUGCAACGAUGUGUCACUACAGCCACCCCACAAACACGCAGCUCCACUUCAUAGCAAGAUGCAGUUGCUCCUAAGCAGAGUGUGUCCUUGUUGAUAAGGGGAAGGAAAAAAAGAAGUUUCAUAUCAGGGCCUAUUAUUUCUUCUAUUUUGAAUAUUUAUACUGCUGCUCCAAUGGAGCCAGUUGGAUCUAUUUCUGCGAAAUAGCCAUUACCUAUCCCAUGGCACAAAAACUGCACGAGUAUUUUUUAGGAACUUUUCCUACUGGUGUGCAUUAAAUACUGUAGUAAUUGUAGCUUUGUGUUGUGUGUAAAACCUGAAAUACCUUGCUUUGAUACUUGUGUGUGUUGCCAGAAUGUUCUGCAAGCAGCUGUGUUGUAAGCAGAAGCAAAGAGUCCCUGGAGCUGCCAUCCCCUGUGCCGCAGAUGGCUCGAUAAACACGUCCUGGAGCAGUGCUUCCUGCCAGGGGGGCUGCUGGGGGGAAGGAGGGAGCUGAGGGGCUCUGAGCUCUGCUGGGGCUGGGGGCUGCAGGGAGCCAUGGGGGAAGCUGGGCUGCCUUGGGUAUUUUCAGCGUGGCUGUGAUUUCAUUUGCAGUUUGAAAGCAAGGGUCACCUUGGCGUGCGAGGCUGCUCUGGCUCUUGGACCAGUCGACUGUUUUUGUUUCCAUUCCUUGCAAUUCCAGAUGAUCUUCAAUGAGUGUUUCAAAGGGAGAUUAAAGAGGCUUUUCCUCCAUGGAGAGGCUUCACUGCAGUUCUGACUUUGACUUAAAUAUGUGAUCCUUGGCUUGCUUCAGAUCUGCUUGACAUGGAUGGCCUUCCUUUGACAGUGGUUCAAAGGCAGAGUGAUAGGAGAGGGUGUGAUAAGAGAUGGUCUUAAGACAUGCUGGGAAAACUGCUUUUGUCCUGACCAAAGGUGAAUUUUUUACUUGCCUUUUAUUCCCCUUUUUUUUUUCAAUUUUUGUUUUUCAUGUGCUGCACUUUUUAGUAGACUUUUUCUGUGAUAAUAACACCAAUAUGAAAUGUGUGCAUGAGAGAUUUUCACUUGCAUAAUUUGUUGGUUUUGCUGUGAUGCCACUUGCAUGCUUAGUUUCCAGCUCUCUGUCCUCAGCUGUGUCACUGAAAUCAGUGGAUUAGCUUUGGAUUUGUGGUGUGGUGCUCAUGGAGAAUGAGUGCAGGACUGGUUUUUUUUCUUGACAAAACAAAGCAGCUAGAAUGGCAGUCAAGUUUUAGAAAAAACAACAUUCAAGGCAGGUGGAGCAACCUGAAGGUAACACUUAAUAAAUGCCCUGCUGUCAGAACAGUGAUUUUUAUAUUUUUUUUCCAAAUGAUACUUGUGAGAUAAAAUGUACAUUCAUAUUGUUGCAAAACCUUUUAGAAAACCAUAGCUUUCUGCUGAUUGACAAAUGUUUCUUAUAUUAAGAUUUUUUGGAAACCCUAAUCCUUCCAAUUGAAGUUCACAGAGAUGCAAUAGUGUGAGGUUUAUUUGUUUCAAAGUUACACUACUGGGGCUUUAAACUUGUUUUAAAAUAUAUUUUAAAAAUCAAUCUCAUUGGACCAUGCUUACCUGAAUUUAGUUCUGCCUUGUACUUACAAAGUUUCACUUGGUCAGCAGGCACUGCAAGUUAGUGUAAAGGAGACUUAAAUCCAGGUAAGAAUGUCCCUUUUAAGUUGGUACAACUUUACCUGAAUCAGUUUAAAGCCAUGGUUUUAAGAAAAGCAGUGGAAGUUUGAAUAUUUUAAAGACCUCAGCCACUUCAGGUUCAAGGAGCUGCAGAGUUCUGAGUGUGCUGAAUGCAUGUACCAAGCAGAAUUCAAGGCUUAGUUUCAGGAAGAGAGUUUUCAGUAUUCAGGGAGUCGAGUGAAAUCUGACCUUUGUGAAAUCAGGGGCAGAGCCCCUGUGACUGUUGUAGGGUCAGUGAUGGGUUUGUAGCAAUGAGUCCUGGAAAGGGAUGGGGACACUGUGGGUUUUUGGGUGAGUGGCUUUUUUAUUUUCUUACCUGAAGAGAUAAAUGACUAUUAAUUAAUAAGACCAAGCACCUUUAAGGGAAUUUACAUGAAUACUCUGUUAGCACUUAGUGGCCUCAAAUCUGAAGCACAGUUCCCAAAAGCAUUUACUUCUGCCCAAACUGGUUGCACUUGUCUGGCUGAAUCUGCAGAAUCAAGCUCUGGUGAGGACUUGAUCCCUGCCUUUUGCAGUUCACUUUGUUUCUGGGAAAGCAAUAGGGUAAGAAAUGGCAGUCUGUUUCGUUGUGCCCUGGGGAUCUAAACUGGCUAUGAAAUUGAGUAUUUUCUGGCCUGAAACAGUCUGACAUCUAGGCCAAGUUAUCCAAGUUUGGGUAGAAGCACCUAAUUUCAGGAAGGCUUCUAAAAAAAGCACAGAUUGUUUAAAGCAAUCUUUUAAAAUGUAUUUAUCUAGCAAAAAUGGCUUUAUUGUGGUAUUUUUUAAUAAGACUUACAGAAGGAGUUUGAAAUCUUCCACACCAGAACACCCUGACAGAAAUCAUGUCAGUGUAAUCUUUGUCUGCCAGGUAGGAUUUGAGCAGUGCCAAAAGCCAACAUGAUAAUUUCACAGCAGCCAUUCAACAGAAUGUUUUAUUGCCAGCUGAGGUGAAACACAGCCCUGUGUGCCUGACCCUGAGGAUGUUUGUGGCUGGUUCCAGAGUUCCAGACCUGCUCCAGUGCUCAGCUUUGCCAGCUGAUGUUUUCCAGUGGCCUGCCUGACAAGCAGUGCCAGACCUUGUUUCACAGAGGAGCCGUGCCUGCUGCUGAACUUGUUGUCCUAUCAGGAGAGGAGAGGGCUGCUGGGGCACUGGUUACUGCUGCCAGCCUGGGAUGACAUUUGCUGCUUUUUCAGAGCAGGAGCAUGUGUUUCCCUGAGGAGCAAGUCUUUCCUUAGCUCUGGUCAGGGUUGCUUUUGGCUGAUAAAUGCCGAGGGAACGAGGGCUCCCUUCACUUCACGUGUGUAGAGGCAGAUGCUGUGUCACAGGAGGACUUUGCAUGGAGCCUGUGUCAAUGUUGGGACAUUCUGUGAAAUCUCUCCCAGGAGCAGACAUCCCUGUACACCCAGCAGCCACCCACUUGCUUCCUUAUUUUAUCUUGCUCCCUUCUUCUAUCUUGCUCUUUGUGUUUCCAGGAUUGAGAAUUUUGCUUUCACUUUCUCACAAGCUGCAUCCCUCUGGCUUGGAAGGCUGGCUCACGUCCUGUUUCCUGCAGCACAGAAUUAGUGCACUGGGCUAGCACACACAGUGUGCAGGUUUUGAUCCAGUAGGCUGGUGGGAGAGAAUGCAAGGAGAUCCUUGCUUGGCACACCAGCCCCCGAGCACCUGACUCCAAACAGCACAACUGGGAAGUGCCCCAAGCCCCCGGGAUCAUCAGGCACUGCACAGGACCUCAGGACACUUCUCAUGUGUUCAGAGACUCCCUCAGGGGAAUUCUGCACCCUGUGCAAAGACAUGCAUUAUACAAUAAAUAGUUGAUCUAAUUAAGGGAUUCUAGAUCUGACCUGGGCUUUUUACACUUGUUAUACUAUGGGAGUUCUACUGAGGGGCUCGGUCGCAAGUUCAUAUAACUCAUUGACAGGUUUUCAGUGGUUUGGGGUUUUUUAAAUGUAUGAACAUGGGUUUGUAUUCAAGCAAAAUACAGUAUUUAUACAUAUAUAUACACUUUACCUAGUAAAGUAUUUGUGUUAACUGUUGUUAAAUUGAAGCCAUGUGGUAACCAGCUGUUUUCUGCAUAGGAAUAAAUUCUUACCAUGGCAAGUGCUAGGAUGUUAUAGAUGUGUGAGUAUUUUGGACAGUCUUACACAUACCUGUUUAUGAACUCAAGCAAAGUUUUUAGUUGUUUUAGCAAGGUAUUGUGAGUGGUGCUUGGCAGUUUCCUAUCUGUAAUACAUUGUGUACAUUCAGUAAUAUUUCUAAUUAUUGCUAGUCAUUUGAAAUUCCAGUUCUAUUGCUGAAUAUAAAGUCAGCUUCAGGGGGAAAAAAAGAGCAUGUGUGAGACAUUGAGGAGGUCAGAAAGUUCUGCACUGCAGUAUUUAUGCAUUUUAUUUAUUUAUUUAUCAAACACAGAAUGCUGAGCCCCUGGUUCAAGAAAACACUUCCCCAUGCUGGCAGAAGAUUUAGGAACCUUAUUUCAGGCCCCUCCUAAAGCUAAUGCCAGGUUUCCCUGGAUCAGGUGCCAAGCAGACUAAGCUAUUUAAAGCAUUGUUCCAUCCUUUUAAGUGCCCUCAAAAAGGGAUGAGACCUUCUCAAAUGGUUCUUUUAACUUCUAUUAGUAGAGAAGCUGAGAAAUGCUGGGAGAUCCAAAGAUGGUUCUGCAGCUAAUCUCUAAGAGUAGAAAUAGGUAAAUAGUAAAUACUCCUUGCACUUUUAAUACUUGCAAUAUUACUGUCACAAGGUACCAGUUGCAAUAACCAAAAUUCUCAUUUCAUAAGCUACCCACAAAUAGAUUUUUUUGUUACUGUUUCUUAGAGGGUUUUUUUUGUCCCCACUUUUCAGUUCCCCAGUUCUUUCAACAGUAAGUGAUUGGCUCUGGUUAAAUGUGAAGAUACCCCUAGGCCAGGUGUCAUGUGCCAGCUAAUGCUGGGGGCAAGCUGACAUUUAUUGUCCCAGCUUUAUGGCAGGGCUGCUCCCAUUUACAGCAGGCAAGCACCUCCCACCCUGCAGCCCUCCCACCACUCACAAGCACAACACUGCCCUAUUCCCACCACACUGGUUUGGUUUCUGGGGCUCAGCAGAUCUCCAGUGUAGAACAAUCUAUCACAUCAUUACUAUCAGUGUGGAUACAGUAGGGCUCACAAAAGCAACAGUGGAGUCCUUUUACAGACAGUGUACUGGAGGGAACUUUAUUUUGCCAGCUUUUAAAGACACUGGGGGGGAUUUUAGAUGAGAAAGGAAAAAAAAUGGAAGAUAAAGGCUGAUUGCACAAAGUACAGCCUCAGUUUCUCCUGAAGGUGUGUAUAAUGUUCAAGUUUUGCAUAGAGUGAGCACCCAUAUGCUGUCAAACAUGGAGUUCAGCUGAGCUGUUCAUCCUUGGUUCUAAGAAACAAGAACAACCUUUUUCUCUCAUGUUUCUCACUGCUGAGUCAGGACCUCUAAGUGUAGCAUGCCUUUCUCUGUCAUGGAACUGCCUUGUGAAAUUGCUUGUAGGUGAAGUGAGCAAGCAGAGAUUGAGCCACAACAGGUUUUUGAAAGAAGCCAAAGUAAGAUUUUUGUGUAGUGACUUCGUCCUGAUCAUUUUUUUUUUUAAUGGGUACCAGAAGCAAAGGACACAAAGUGGGAAUCUGUAAUCAUACAGCACCAGUGGAGAGCAAGUGCAGGCAAAAAUAAUAUAGCAUCACAAAAAGUUGUCUGUAAUUCAGAUACUGGCAAGUUUCACAGGGGUCACAUUUACAUGAUGAUUUUCCUGGAUGCUACUUGAUCUUUGCAACCCUUCAUCUUUGCUCAGGAAAGGUGAGAAGUGCUUUGUCCCUUUCUGAGGGAGAAGGGAGAGAGAUGCCUAACCCAACAUCUGCAGCUCUUACCCUGGCUGCAGAGGUGUGCCAGUCUGUGUACCUGAGAGCUCACUGUGCAGUGAACUUUGCAGUGCAUUGGAGAUUUAGGGAUAAAUUUUAGUUAGUGCUCCCUUGAGGAGCAGUGUGACUGACCUCACUGUCCCCCUGGAAAACUGGGAAUCCCUACUAUGCAGGCAGUAUUUGUGUGAGAUUACUAAUGGCAUGUUACCUUCAUCCUUGCAUCAGAUCUUUGCUUUCAAGACCGAAACCCUACUAGGAAGAUGUUUGUAACUCUUUGGGGGAUUUGGGUUUGGUUUGGGUUUUUUUUUAUUUUGUUUUGGGUUUUGGUUGGUUGGUUUUGUUUUUGU
Molecule: messenger RNA, 9846 nt
Organism: Oenanthe melanoleuca
Lineage: Eukaryota; Metazoa; Chordata; Aves; Passeriformes; Muscicapidae
Gene: SLC24A3
Product: solute carrier family 24 member 3
Exons: 16
Coding region: 142-1746 (534 amino acids)
Biological process (GO): calcium ion transmembrane transport; intracellular calcium ion homeostasis
Cellular component (GO): membrane
Molecular function (GO): calcium channel activity; calcium, potassium:sodium antiporter activity
Source: RefSeq, a predicted model, not a curated record